CCUCGAGAGAGAGGAGAAGAGAAGACUAGGAGCGAGGAACGGAGAAGAGCCUCCACUUCAUAGACAGGAUAGAGAGGCAACCCAGGAGAGCCCCAGUUGCACAGCCAAGACUAAAAGGGAACUGAAGAGACCCCGAAGUCCACAACUAGGCUAACAAAGCACUGAGGAGACUGGAGAAGCGAGAGAGGAGUCUAGAGAGGCAACUAGGCUACAGAGGCAGUUGAGGAGAGACCCAAUUGCACAGCCAAGGCUAAGAGGGAACUGAAGGGAUCCCUGAGUCCGCAACUAGGCUUUCAAGGCACCGAGGAAACUGGGAAAGCGACUGAGGAGGCAACUGGGGAGACUAAAGAGGCAACUGAGGGAACUCCCAACUGCACAGCCAGAGACCCCGAAGUCCACAGCUAGGCUAACAAGGUACUCAAGAGACUUAAGAGAAGCAACUGAAGGGACCCCAGUUUCAGAGCCAGGCUAGAGAGCCAUUGAGGAGGCCCUUAACUUCACAGCAAGGACUAAGGGGGAACUGAAGGGACCCCAUAGUUCACAAUUAGGCUAGUAAGUCACUGAGGAGACAGGAGAAGGGAGUGAGGAGGAAACUGAGGAGACUAGAGAGGCGACUGGGGGACCCCCAAUUGCACAGCCAGAGAUCCUGGAGUCUACAACUAGGCUAACAAGGCACUCAGGAAACUAGAGGGGCAACUAGGCUACAGAGGCAACUAAAGGGACCCCCAGUUUCAGAGCCAGGCUAGAGAGGCAUUGAAGAGACCCCUAAUUGCACAGCUAAGACUAAGGGGGAACCGAAGAGACCCCAAAGUCCACAACUAGGCUAACAAGGCACUCAGGAAACUAGAGAAGCAACUAAGCUACAGAGGCAACUGAAGGGGCCCCCAGUUUCAGAGCCAGGCUAAGGAGGCACUGAGGAGACCCCUAAUUGCACAGCCAAGACUGAGGAACUGAAGGGACCCCAAAGUCCACAACUAGACUAUCAAGGCACUGGGGAGAUUGGAAAAGCGAGUGAGGAGGCAACUGAGGAGUCUAGAGAGACAACUAGGUUCUAGAGGCAACUGAGGGGACCCCCAAAAGUACAGCCAGAGACCCCGAAGUCCACCGCUAGGCUAACAAGGCACUCAGGAGACUUGAGGGGUAACUGAAGGGGGCCCCCCAGUUUCAGAGCCAGGCUAGAGAGGAAUCGAGGAGAGCCCUAACUACACAGCUGCUUCUCACUCCGCCCGAACAGCCCCCCAGCGGCCCCUCCAAGCUUCAAGGGCGCGGAUUGGGUCCUCUCGGCCAGGCAUGGAGACCUUCAACGGGGACUACCUCAACGGGGGCUUCUUGCUGCCCGUGGCCGGCGAGGAGGCGGUGGAGAAGAGAGGCCGGGAGAAGCCGCAGCAGCAGCAGCCCCCGCCGCCUCCUCCCCGCCCUCACCUUCCCGCAGACAAGUGCCCUUCCUCCCGGGAGCGCCAAGGCGAGGAGGAGCAGGAGGGGGAGGAGGAGGAGGAGCAGCAAGCGCUCCUGCCCGCCUUAGAGGCCGCCUACUGCCGCAUCCUCCGCGGGCUGGGGGAGAACCCCGAGCGGCAAGGGCUGCAGCUGACCCCCCGGCGGGCGGCCAAAGCCAUGCAGUUCUUCACCAAGGGCUACCGCGAGAGCGUCGCAGAAAUACUCAAUGAUGCAGUUUUUGAUGAGGACCACGAUGAGAUGGUGAUUGUGAAGGAUAUUGAGAUGUUCUCCCUCUGUGAGCAUCACUUGGUCCCUUUCUUUGGCAAGGUCCACAUUGGAUACUUACCAAUGAAGAAAGUGGUUGGUUUGAGCAAGCUUGCAAGAAUUGUUGAAAUAUUUAGCAGAAGGCUUCAAGUCCAGGAGCGACUCACCAAACAGAUUGCCUUGGCCAUCACUGAAGCUCUGAAACCUGUUGGAGUGGCUGUGGUCAUAGAAGCCUCGCACAUGUGUAUGAUCAUGCGGGGCGUUCAGAAAAUGAAGAGCAAAACCGUGACAAGCACCAUGCUGGGAGUCUUGCGAGAAGAUCCAAAAACCAGGGAGGAGUUUCUCUCCUUGAUCAAGAGUUAAAUGGCAACAGCUUGUGCUGCUCUGUGGGUUUGGAUCCCACACUAAAAAACAAUUGCCAGAACAUAAUUGCUUUAUGUGAGCCAGGUUUGGUUUUUUUUUUCUUUCAAAAGGUAUCACAGCUUUAUUAUCCCUACUGGGUAAUGCUGUAUGGUUAUGGCAAACAUCCUGUGGAAUCCAAUUACCUUAGGCUUUUCUAUAGAAAA
Messenger RNA from Anolis sagrei ordinatus, 2264 nucleotides. RefSeq names its product GTP cyclohydrolase 1-like. The record is from RefSeq and is a predicted model, not a curated record. Gene Ontology annotation, biological process: tetrahydrobiopterin biosynthetic process; tetrahydrofolate biosynthetic process. Gene Ontology annotation, cellular component: cytoplasm. Gene Ontology annotation, molecular function: zinc ion binding; GTP cyclohydrolase I activity; GTP binding. Lineage: Eukaryota; Metazoa; Chordata; Lepidosauria; Squamata; Anolidae.